CUACAACUCAGCGCUCUUUAGGUAGUGCCCCCUUCGAUCCACAGCCCGUAGUGGCCGUACAUAAUCCGGACUACACCCGUCUCUAACACUGGUUUUUGUAGAACCCGAAUCUGAUAACCGAUGAUGUUUAUAGGUAUAAUUUGAGGGGUGUCAGCAAGAUCCCUAUAAGGGUUGUGAAGAAGGAUCGGUGUAAAUUGAAAGAGAGGCAUUUGACUCUCAUGCUUUCGACACAUUUUCAACAAGAAGCUGUUCUUGCGCUAUAAACCGCCAAGAUGUCAAUCAUCGAUCAGAUCCCAUUAUCUUGGGCAUUAGUCUUUGGAUGCUUUGCUAUCGUAGUCUAUUACAUCCGCUCAUACUUAACGACGAACAGUCACCUUCGAAAUAUUCCUGCGCCUUUCCCAGCUCAAUUUACUAAUCUAUGGCUCCUCUACGCCUGUAGGCGGGGAAGACGUUAUCUCGUCGUAGAUAAGGUCCAUCAGAAAUUAGGUCCAGUCGUUCGUAUCCAGCCAAAUCACGUGAGCGUUGCCGACGAUGAGGCUAUCCAGGUCAUCUACGGUCACGGGAACGGGUUCCUCAAGUCCGAGUUCUACGACGCCUUCGUGUCGAUCCGGCGCGGUUUAUUCAAUACUCGGGACCGUGCCGAGCAUACUCGUAAGAGGAAGCUAGUCUCAAGCACAUUCGCUCCGAAGUCCAUAUCUCAGUUUGAGCCUUACAUUUAUCAGAAUCUCGAGAUGUUUGUGAAGAGAUGGGACGAGCUGAUCGAAAGCUCGCCAAAGGAGAAUAAAACGGCCUAUAUAGAUUGCCUAAAAUGGUUCAACUACGUUGCCUUUGACACCAUUGGGGAUCUAGCAUUUGGCGCUCCGUUCGGUAUGCUGAAAGCAGGAGCAGAUAUCGCCGAGGUUCGCACAGCUGUUGACUCGCCACCCAUCUAUGCGCCGGCGGUUGAAAUACUUAACCGCCGCGGCGAAGUAUCUGCUACGCUGGGUUGUUUCCCACAGCUCAAGCCAUACGCCAAAUGGCUCCCCGAUUCGUUCUUUAGCAAGGGUCUCGCAGCUGUGGAGAACUUGGCCGGCAUCGCUAUUGCGCGCGUGAAAGAUCGUCUCGAGAACCCACCGGAUAUCAACCGCAGAGAUCUUCUUGCCCUGCUGCAAGAAGGGCGCGAUGAGAAAGGCGAACCAUUAGGCUUCGAGGAACUGACAGCAGAAGCACUAACGCAGCUGAUUGCCGGGUCAGACACGACCUCUAAUUCGUCUUGUGCUCUUCUCUAUCACGUCGCACGGACUCCUGGCGUCUUACAAAAGCUGCAGGCAGAGCUCGACGCAGCCAUCCCGAGUGAUGAUGUCACCGUGCCCGCAUACGACACGAUCAGAAAUUUACCAUACCUCCAGAUGGUCAUCAACGAAACUUUGCGCAUUCACUGCACGUCCGGAAUCGGCUUGCCACGAGAGAUCCCUCCCGAAUCUGAGGGAGUACACAUCCGUGGAUACUACUUCCCUCCCGGCACGGUGCUUAGCGUUCCAACAUAUACCAUGCACCACUCGCGGGAGAUAUGGGGUGACGACGCAGAUGAGUUUCGCCCCGAGAGGUGGGAAGACGCGACGACGCGUCAGAAAAACGCAUUCAUACCAUUCAGCACGGGCCCCAGAGCCUGUGUUGGCCGAAACGUGGCCGAGAUGGAGAUGAAGAUGAUCGUGGCGACCUGGGCGCGGCGAUAUAACGUAUUUCUCUGUCAGGGAGAGAUGGAGACUCGCGAGGGGUUUUUAAGGAAGCCACUAGCAUUGGAUAUUGGACUAAAGCGAAGAGUUUAGGAUUAGAUAGCAUUUACCUAAUUGGUUUUAUCAAACAAAGCAGCAACAUUUCAUACAAGUCUAUGACUGAAAUACUUCAUGUUGAUUAUUCGCUUCCUACGUCUUGAAUAUAC
Molecule: messenger RNA, 1921 nt
Organism: Daldinia vernicosa
Lineage: Eukaryota; Fungi; Ascomycota; Sordariomycetes; Xylariales; Hypoxylaceae
Product: putative benzoate 4-monooxygenase cytochrome P450
Exons: 2
Coding region: 273-1808 (511 amino acids)
Molecular function (GO): oxidoreductase activity, acting on paired donors, with incorporation or reduction of molecular oxygen; heme binding; monooxygenase activity
Source: RefSeq, a predicted model, not a curated record